AUGGAAGGUUCACGGUACCUUCAGCUACUCGAAUGUCUUCGUCAUGGACAAUGUAAUUAUGACGACUAUGAAUUAUUGUUGACACGAGUAGUUGGACAACUAUCAGUAGGCUCUCUCUGUGAUUCACCAUGGAAUAAAGCUCCGAUCCUUGUGUUUCGAAAUGAAGUACGAACACAAUUGAACAACAAGGCAGCAAUUCACAAUGCAGCUCAAUUAGGCCACGUCCCAAUGGUAUGCGUCGCUCAAGACACUUGUAAUGGCAAACCAAUUGAAGAUCCUAUACUUAUAAAAAAAUUAUUGAAAUUAUCUGAUAGCAAGACAGAGCAUUUACCUGGUUUAUUACCUUUUGUUCCUGGAAUGCCUGUUAUUUUAACACAAAACAUUGCUAUUGAACUUGGUCUUAUUAAUGGUAUUAAUAGAAUAUUUCGACAAUUAGUCUAUCAGGCAUAUUCUGUAUCAACAGAUGUUUUAUCGGAAAUAUUUCCAAAAAAUACACAGUACAUCCAUCGACCAUUAUAUGCAUUAAUAGAAAUUGCCAAAUCAAAAAUUGAAUCAAAUCUUGAAGAACUUCAACCAAAACUUGUUCCAAUACCGGUAAUCGAACAAACAUUUCGAGUAAACAUUUCUGAUAUUCUUCCAAAAGACAAGGAACCAAAAUCAAAUUGA
Molecule: messenger RNA, 666 nt
Organism: Rotaria sordida
Lineage: Eukaryota; Metazoa; Rotifera; Eurotatoria; Philodinida; Philodinidae
Source: the annotation of a GenBank genome assembly